Molecule: messenger RNA, 423 nt
Organism: Cryptomeria japonica (Japanese cedar)
Lineage: Eukaryota; Viridiplantae; Streptophyta; Pinopsida; Cupressales; Cupressaceae
Product: probable disease resistance protein At1g15890
Exons: 1
Coding region: 1-423 (140 amino acids)
Biological process (GO): defense response to other organism
Molecular function (GO): ADP binding
Source: RefSeq, a predicted model, not a curated record
AUGAAUCAUUUGUCUAAGGCUGAUAGUAGGAAGUUGUUCUUCAUGCAUGCAUUCCAUAAAAAUGAAAUUGAGAGUCUUUCAGAGGACCUGAAGAAAAUAGCCGAAGACAUUGCAGACAAGUGCUCGGGAUUGCCGUUAACUCUGAAGACAGUAACAAGAUCCAUGGCGAACGUCAGACGAAAUCCUAACGAGUGGGAACCCACGCUAAAUCGGCUAAAGCAAUUCGACACAAUCACAGACGACGUUCUGCCGACUCUCAGGUUAAGUUUCGAUGCUCUGCCUGAUUAUCUAAAGCCUUGUUUCGUUUUUUGUUCUGCAUACCCGGAAGAUACUAGAAUGGGUUGUGAGUACCUAGUACAAGUAUGGAUUGCCGAAGGAUUUGUUAAUCCUGAUGAAACACAAGAUCCAUACGAGCUUGGAUGA